Messenger RNA from Hemibagrus wyckioides, 6213 nucleotides. RefSeq names its product B-cell receptor CD22-like. Bases 481 to 3585 code for a protein of 1034 amino acids. The transcript has 17 exons. The record is from RefSeq and is a predicted model, not a curated record. NCBI's taxonomy places the organism in Eukaryota, Metazoa, Chordata, Actinopteri, Siluriformes, Bagridae.
AAAUUUGCUCUUUAUAUGUACAUUUUCUGCACAUUGAGAGUCUCAGAGGCUCAGAGGCUUAUUUGCUUUUGUGUAGAACAGAAGGCAAGUUCAGAAACUCAGAAAACUCUCUGCUAUCGUGCUAUUAAACAAUAUGUUUAGAGAGAUUAAUAACCAUUUCUUCAGCUAACACAGGAAACUAAAUGAUGCGCUACAUAUGACAUCAGCAACACGCCUUAACGACACUCAUUUGGCUGUUUGCUUGUUGGACAAGAGGGUCGAGUAGAAACGUUGCCUGCUGAAAGUACUGCUAAUUGUGGAGCAUUCCAAAAGAUCUAAGAAGAUAAACUAACCUACUGUUGCACACAGUAGAGAAAAAAACUGGUUUAUUUGCCUUGUGCCUGGGGAUAAGCUGCAGGUUCCCCAUCACCCUGUGUGGGACAAGAGGGACAGAAAAUGGAUGGAGGGUUUUAAAGUUACAUGUAGAAUCUUUAUAGAAGAAUGAUGUCCCUAAAAACAUCUUCUCUGCUUUGUCUGAUCUUUCUCCUCAGGAUCACAGCAGCUCUGGGGACUGAAUGGAGUGUGAAAUACAGCCAAAGAAAUCUCUGUGCUUUAAAAGGAUCUACAGUGUUUAUGAACGUCACUUACACACACCCAACACGUCUUACAGUGAAAGACAGGUUUUGGUUAAUAAACCCAGUUAAGGGUAAAGAGCCGACUGAUCUGUGUAAUGAACCAGGUUACUCAGGUAGAGUGCAGUAUUUAACAGAUGGACAGAAUCACUUCUCCCUCAGACUGAGUGAUGUGAAGAAAACAGAUGAACACAUGUACUGCUUCAGAAUCACAACAAAUGAAGAGAAAGACAAAUACACUGGUUAUCCUGGAGUUACACUCACUGUUACAGAUCAUCUUGAUGUUCAGAUCACUCCUGCAGAAGUGACAGAGGGACAAUCAGCCGUUCUGACCUGUAAAACCACCUGCAAUCUGACUGAUCCAACAUUCAUCUGGUACAAAAACAGCCAUCAUUUAACCACAAAGACCAGCGAGGGCAAUGAAGUCCGUCUGCAGUCAGUCAGCAGUGAGGAUGCAGGCAGUUAUAGCUGUGCUGUAAGAGGAUAUGAACAUCACUCUCCUGCUCAAACCCUCAGAGUCAGAUAUGGUCCAAAGAAUGUCUCAGUGUCCAUCAGUCCCUCUGGUGAGAUAGUGGAGGGCAGUUCAGUGACUCUGACCUGCAGCAGUGAUGCUAACCCACCUGUGAAGACCUACACCUGGUAUAAGCAGGCGACAUCAGUAGGAACAGAAAAGACCUACACCAUCUCCAAGAUCAGCUCCAUGGACACUGGAGAGUAUAAGUGCAAGUGCAGUAAUGAAGUCGGACAUCAGGAGUCCAGCAGUGUGUCUCUAAAUGUUCUGUAUCCUCCAAAGAAUGUCUCAGUGUCCAUCAGUCCCUCUGGUGAGAUAGUGGAGGGCAGUUCAGUGACUCUGACCUGCAGCAGUGAUGCUAACCCACCUGUGAAGACCUAUGAAUGGUUUAAAGGUACGACAUCAGUAGGAAAUGGAAAGACCUACACCAUCUCCAAGAUCAGCUCCAUGGACACUGGAGAGUACAAGUGCAAGUGCAGUAAUGAAGUCGGACAUCAGGAGUCCAGCAGUGUGACUCUGAAUGUUCUGUAUGGUCCAAAGAAUGUCUCAGUGUCCAUCAGUCCCUCUGGUGAGAUAGUGGAGGGCAGUUCAGUGACUCUGACCUGCAGCAGUGAUGCUAACCCACCUGUACAGACCUACACCUGGUAUAAGCAGGCGACAUCAGUAGGAACAGAAAAGACCUACACCAUCUCCAAGAUCAGCUCCAUGGACACUGGAGAGUAUAAGUGCAAGUGCAGUAAUGAAGUCGGACAUCAGGAGUCCAGCAGUGUGUCUCUAAAUGUUCUGUAUCCUCCAAAGAAUGUCUCAGUGUCCAUCAGUCCCUCUGGUGAGAUAGUGGAGGGCAGUUCAGUGACUCUGACCUGCAGCAGUGAUGCUAACCCACCUGUGAAGACCUACACCUGGUAUAAGCAGGCGACAUCAGUAGGAACAGAAAAGACCUACACCAUCUCCAAGAUCAGCUCCAUGGACACUGGAGAGUAUAAGUGCAAGUGCAGUAAUGAAGUCGGACAUCAGGAGUCCAGCAGUGUGUCUCUAAAUGUUCUGUAUCCUCCAAAGAAUGUCUCAGUGUCCAUCAGUCCCUCUGGUGAGAUAGUGGAGGGCAGUUCAGUGACUCUGACCUGCAGCACUGAUGCUAACCCACCUGUGAAGACCUACACCUGGUAUAAGCAGGCGACAUCAGUAGGAACAGAAAAGACCUACACCAUCUCCAAGAUCAGCUCCAUGGACACUGGAGAGUAUAAGUGCAAGUGCAGUAAUGAAGUCGGACAUCAGGAGUCCAGCAGUGUGACUCUGAAUGUUCUGUAUCCUCCAAAGAAUGUCUCAGUGUCCAUCAGUCCCUCUGGUGAGAUAGUGGAGGGCAGUUCAGUGACUCUGACCUGCAGCAGUGAUGCUAACCCACCUGUACAGAACUACACCUGGUAUAAGCAGGCGACAUCAGUAGGAAAUGAAAAGACCUACACCAUCUCCAAGAUCAGCUCCAUGGACACUGGAGAGUACAAGUGCAAGUGCAGUAAUGAAGUCGGACAUCAGGAGUCCAGCAGUGUGACUCUGAAUGUUCUGUAUCCUCCAAAGAAUGUCUCAGUGUCCAUCAGUCCCUCUGGUGAGAUAGUGGAGGGCAGUUCAGUGACUCUGACCUGCAGCAGUGAUGCUAACCCACCUGUGAAGACCUACACCUGGUAUAAGCAGGCGACAUCAGUAGGAAAUGAAAAGACCUACACCAUCUCCAAGAUCAGCUCCAUGGACACUGGAGAGUAUAAGUGCAAGUGCAGUAAUGAAGUCGGACAUCAGGAGUCCAGCAGUGUGACUCUGAAUGUUCUGUAUCCUCCAAAGAAUGUCUCAGUGUCCAUCAGUCCCUCUGGUGAGAUAGUGGAGGGCAGUUCAGUGACUCUGACCUGCAGCAGUGAUGCUAACCCACCUGUACAGAACUACACCUGGUAUAAGGGAAAUGAAAGCUCACCUGUAGGAUCUGGACAGAGUUACAGAGCUGUACAGAGUGGACAGUACCUCUGCGAGGCUCAGAAUAAACACGGCUCUGAGAGAUCAGCUGCAGUAACUGUCACUUUAAAAGGGUCCCAGAGCGUAGGUGUAUAUGCAGGUCUUGGUGUUGUUCUGUUUGUGUGCAUUUGUCUGACUGUCACCUUCUGGUGUAUAAGGAAAAAGAAAAGAGCUGGUUCAACGCCAGACCAAAGUUUAAGACAGGAUAAUCUUUAUGCCAACAUAGCAAAUCCAACCAACACUGUAUCUGAUUCAGCCUCAGCCCAUCAGGAUGAAGUUCUGUAUGCCAGUGUUGUACACCAGAGGGCAGUUGAUCCCAGGAAAGCUGAGAGUUCUGCUGUGAAAGCUUCUGCCUCUGAGGACGGGGAGGUUCAGUACGCUAGUGUUAGAUUUAAACGCACCACUACUGCUGACUACAGGCCUUCCAAUGUUGAGGAUCCCACUGUAAUCUCCAGCAGAGUGAAAUAAACAACUUUCACAUAUUAAUUCAAUCUCAUCAGAAGAUCCACAGCAGAAACCUUAUAGAAACUUUGAUGGCUAAUUUGUAAAAUUAAACUUGUUGUUACACUGUACGAUUACAGCAGUGCUUUAAGAGCAUUCACACCAGACCAGUGACACUCAAUCAUCUGCUGGUUAGCGUGUCACAUUGUGUGUGACAAAUUAUCUGCAAAACACAACUCACACACAAACAAUUUUUAACACAAAACACCUACAGUGUAAAACCAUCUUUAGACCUUCUAAUGGAUGAAUACAUAGAUACAUAAUACAUUAUAGAUAGAUAAUAUAGGAUAGUAUACAUAGGCCCUUAACUUGUAAGUUCUGGUGUGACUGGACCUGUAUCUCUCUUAUACACUUUGCAGUGAAUUUCUUCCACACACUGGUUUCUGGAAGUCUACAAUUAACUCAUUGGUCUUUGUGGCAUUGAUGGUGAGGUUGUUGAGGGAACACCAUGCUGAUAGUGUUUGAACCUUCUCCCUUUAGACCAAUUCAUUGUUUUUGCUGAUCUGACCAAGCACUGAGGUAUCAUCUGCACACUUGAAGAUGUUGGUGUUAUGCAGAGGGACACAGUCAUGGGUGAACAAGGAGUAGAGCAGUGGGCUUAGCAUCCAGCCUUGUGGGAUGCCAAUGUUCAAGAUGAGGGUUGAGGACAUGUGAUUACCCAACCUUCUAUUACUCAGAAAGUCCAUAAUCCACCUGCAUAUGGAAGUGCAUAUGCCCAGGUCACUAAGCUUAGUGAUCAAUUCAGUGGGAACAACGCAGCUGUGUGAGAGCUAAAUGAAAAGAAGUGGAAAUGGUGUCCUCUGUGGACCUGUGAAGGUGGUGUGUAGUAGCAAACUGGUCUAAUGUAGGUGGUAGGUCUCAAAGCACUUCAUAACAAUAGGAGAAAGCACAACAGGGCGUAAAUCAUUCAGACACUUUGCAGAUGAAUGCUUAGGCACUGGUUUGAUAGUUGUAGUCUUCAGACAUGUUGGUAAAAGUAGCCUGGGCCAGUGACAGGUUGUAAAUGUCACUGAAGAUUUUUCCAGUUGGUCAGUACAUGCCCUGACCACAUGCGCAGGUAUGCUAUCAGGGCCAGCUGACUUUUGUGCAUAUACUCUGCUCAGUGCUGAGUGCACAUCUGUUGUGGAGAGCGACAUUAGAUGAUCAAAUGUGGAGGAGUCAACAUUUGUGGUGUGAUGUCUGAUGUCUUGGUCAAAGUGAACAAAGAAGUGCUUGAGAUCUGAGAGGAAGGCAUUGCUAGUUGGUAGUGUUUGUAUUGUAGGUUUGUGGUCAGUGAUAGUCUGGAUUCUUUUCCACAUGCAUAUGUGGUCGGAGUUGCUGUGGAAUUGCUCCUCGAUAUGAGGUUUAUAAAGGCUGUAAAAGCUUUCCUAACACCCUUGUCCAGGUUGGAGCUGGCUCUGCUAUAGUCCUCUGCAUCAUCCAACUUAAAAGCAGCAUCUCUAGCUUUCAGCAAGAGACGGCUUCUGAUUAGGAAAGUUUUUACAUGCCUGACAGACGUUGUUAAAAUGUGAUGUUGUUAAAUCAUUUGUUGAUAUGGUCCAGAACAGAGGAUUUAUAAAUGACUAUGUCUGUGUGUAGGCCUGAACUGGCCUGUUAGGCAAACAUGCUCCAGUGUUGAAACUGUUGCUGUAAUGAAGAAAUGUCUCCCUCUGGCCAUACCUUCACUGUUUUCACUGAUGGUUUCACAUGUUUGAUGAGUGGUGAUCAGACAGACCCAAGUGGGGAAGGAAAAAAGCCUUGUACGCUUCAGUAUUGUUUGUAUAUACAUAGUCCAGUGUGCUGUCCCAUCUGGUAGAGCAGGGGACAUUCUGAUAAAAUUUAGCAGUGGCUGAGAAUUCUCUUGUUAAAUAAGAGUGUCUGAAUUUAAUCAUCAUAUUCUCCACAUGGGCCGAGGAACGACUUUCAGUUACAAUUGAGUCUGUGCACCAAGAUUAAAUAAAAUCUCAAAUCAAGACAAGUUUAAGUAGAGAAUAUUGGAUAAGUGUAAAUAUGUAUCAGGAUUAAACUGCUCACAGUUUGUAUAUAUAAAGAUAACUCAUUAUAAACUCUCCACCCUUAGUUCAGAAUCCAGCUUUAAGACAAUAAAAUGCAAAAUGCAGCUUUCUAGUAAAGCAUAUAUGUAUCAGUAAAUAUUUAAUCAUAGUUUUAGAACUAGGUUUUCUAAGCAUUAUAUUUGAUGGUUUUCUUGUUUUGCUGUUAAUUUAUGAUUGUUCUGUUUUCUGCUCAUGGUCAGUAUGAUUUACAGGAUUCCAUUUAAUAUGUAUGUGUAUAGUGUUUAUCACAUUUACUCUGGUGCAUUAAGUUGCAGUGUGUCUUUAAAUGAGGCCAUUCAUUUGUGUAUUGUGUACUAAGUGUGUAUAAUAAACUAAUCUAAAUGAAUAUUGUUAUUUUACUUUAUCAUGCCGGUGUAUUGUACAUCAGUGUUUACAGUCCUGUAAAGCCAUAGUGGUUCUCUCUCUGGCCAUAACCUGCUGUGACUCGUUUGACCUGAAGGAGGAGCUGUUGGUUUCAUUUCUUUCAGUCAUGUGGAAAGAACUGCUUCACACACAUUAAAUGAGUUCUUACGCAAACAGAAACUUUCAUUUUAUACUGCAU